CUUGCUUUCCCCCACAAAACAAAAACACAAAGUAUUUCAUUACAUAGCUACUCCUCUCUCAACUCUUCUUUGAGUUCUGAUUCUACAUUUGAUUCAAUUUCCAAAUUCCAAGCACACAAAAUGGCUUCCAUCAGAGCAGUUACCAUUCUCGCUUUCCUACUUGGUGUGUCCGUCAUUGUAUCAGAGGGCCGUGUAGCCAGGAUGAACUUGGGCCUCGACCUUGGCGGAGUGGGCCUUGGUGUUGGCACGGGAGUGGGCUUGGGCUUAGGUGGGAGUGGCUCCGGUUCCGGAUCUGGGUCUGGGUCCGGAUCUGGAUCUGGAUCCAGUUCUGCUUCCUCAUCACACUCCUCAAGCUCCAGCUCUGGCUCCGACGCAGGGUCCGAAGCUGGUUCGUACGCUGGCUCUUAUGCCGGGUCUCGGGCCGGAUCCGGUUCGGGAAGAAACAGAAACGGUGGAUCCGGUUCCGGGUCAGGUUCAGGAUAUGGUGCGGGUUCUGGGAGGGGAAGCGGUGAAGGAUAUGGAGAGGGCCAUGGGUACGGCGAGGGGCAUGGUUAUGGCAAUGGCGGCGAAAACUGAGAUCAAACACAAACUAUAAUAUUAAUGAUAAUGGAAUUAAUUAAGGAUGAUCAUCAUCUUUUUUCUUUUUUUCGUACAUAGAUGAAUAAAGGCUAUAGAUGAUGAAAUCCUUAAUUACAGUUCUGCUUUGUUCUUCUAGUCUAGUUUAUAUAUAGUAUGAAUUAUUGAAUAAAAUAUCGUUCCUCUUUAGUUUUAA
Molecule: messenger RNA, 772 nt
Organism: Benincasa hispida (wax gourd)
Lineage: Eukaryota; Viridiplantae; Streptophyta; Magnoliopsida; Cucurbitales; Cucurbitaceae
Source: RefSeq, a predicted model, not a curated record